UAGAUUUGACAUGUAUUCCUUUGGAAAGUACUUGUUUAUUUUGUGAAUUACGGAUACGAUUUAAUAAAUUACAUAUUACAAUAUUGAAUUCCUGUAGCAUUCACGAUACUUGCAUUUAUUGAUAACAACAAUGUCAAUCACAACAUUGUAUUAUUUAGAGUUAAAGAAAGAGAAUGCGCAUGAAGACUCAAUCUGGUGUUGUGGGUGGAGUAGAAUAGGCCAUGAAAAGAAGAAACCCGAGGAUAAUGGUGAAACUGAAAAUAACGAGAACUCACAGGAUUCAAACCAUUCUCAAGAAGCAGUAGAAGAUUAUAUCAUCACAGGAGGGUUGGAUGAUAUAAUAAAAAUUUGGCAGUUAGAAAAUGGGAAGCUUGAGCUAAGGCACAAACUGGAGGGACAUUCUCUCGGUGUCAUAUCUGUGGCUGUGAGUCCCGACGGUAAAACAUUAGCAAGCAGUUCUCAAGAUUCCUCCUUAAUCCUAUGGGAUAUUGCAUCUGGUGAUAAACUCAAGACAAUGGAGCCGGGCUCCUCCGAUGUGUGGACAUUAGACUUCUCGCCGGACGGCAAGCAUGUGAUCUCUGGCAGCAAUGCAGGGAAGAUCCUCAUAUUCAGUGUGGAGAGUGGCAAGCAGGAACAGACAUUGGAUACUAGAGGAAAAUUCACGUUGAGUGUUGCUUAUAGUCCCGACGGCAAGUACAUAGCCAGCGGUGCGCUAGACGGCAUCAUCAAUAUUUUCGACGUAGCACAAGGCAAGCUGGUGCACACGCUGGAAGGCCACGCCAUGCCCAUUCGCAGUCUGUGCUUCUCUCCCGACUCGCAGCUACUGCUCACUGCCUCUGAUGAUGGACAUAUGAAGUUAUAUGAUGUGGUCCACGCGAACCUGGCCGGCACAUUAUCCGGCCACGCCUCAUGGGUGCUAUCUGUCGCUUUCUCACCGGACGGCAAGCGCUUCGUGUCCAGCAGUGCUGACCGGACCGUCCGGGUCUGGGAUCUGGACUCCAUGCAGUGCCAAAACGUCUUCAAGGACAACAAUGACCAGGUUUGGGGAGUGAAGUUCAACGCAGAUAGCAACAAAAUAGUAUCUGUUUCCGAAGACAAAAGUUUAAUCAUUUACUCGUGUCCAUUAUAGCGUGUACAUUUAAUUAAAUAAACAAUUUUAUAAUAAA
This is a messenger RNA of Cydia splendana, 1166 nucleotides long. Its product is annotated as superkiller complex protein 8. NCBI's taxonomy places the organism in Eukaryota, Metazoa, Arthropoda, Insecta, Lepidoptera, Tortricidae. Gene Ontology annotation, cellular component: Cdc73/Paf1 complex. The record is from RefSeq and is a predicted model, not a curated record. The transcript is spliced from 7 exons. The coding region runs from base 131 to 1129 and encodes 332 amino acids. Gene Ontology annotation, molecular function: protein binding.